GAGGUUUAAGGGCCUCCGCUGUAUAAUCAGACCAGAAAGUGAACUAAACACGCAAAAGUUAGAAAAUUAAUUCUGCGUUAGUUACUCCAGGCUUAAGGUUAAGCACCUCCCAAACACGCCUAUGAGGGCCCUCGUCCGGAUCCACCUGCCCACGGCCAUCUCCACCGGAUCCUUCCUCCACACCUCCUCAACCGCCGCCUCCAAGACCCUAGUACCGAACCCCAACCUCGUCCCGCUCCGGCUCGUCCGCCACUUCCCGGCCAUGGCCGCCACCGCCGCAGACGAGUUCGUGAAGGGCCGCGUCUUCCCCAACGGCGUCGCCGUCAUCACGCUCGACCGACCCAAGGCCCUCAACGCCAUGAACCUCGAAAUGGAUGUUAGAUACAAGGCACUUCUUGAUGAAUGGGAAACAAAUCCAAGUGUCAAGUGUAUUCUUGUGGAAAGCAGCUCUUCUCGUGCCUUCUCAGCAGGGAUGGAUAUUAAGGGGGUUGCCGUGGAAAUACAAAAAGACAAAAAAACACCACUUGUGCAAAAGGUAUUCACAGUAGAGUACUCUUUAAUUUGUAAGAUACAUGAGUAUGCAAAACCUUAUAUAUGCUUGAUGGAUGGAGUGACAAUGGGAUUUGGAAUUGGGCUAUCAGGGCAUGGCCGCUACCGCAUUAUUACAGAGAGAACACUCCUAGCCAUGCCUGAAAAUGGUAUUGGCCUGUUCCCAGAUGUUGGCUUUGCUUACAUUGGUGCAAAAGCACCAGGAGGGGGUGCAGUUGGAGUUUACCUUGGGAUUACUGGAAAAAGGAUAUCAUCACCUGCUGAUGCUAUGUUCAUAGGCCUUGGUACUCACUAUGUACCUUCUGCAAAUUUGGGUUCACUCAAGGAGUCCCUGCUGAGUGCUAACUUCACCAAUGAUCCUCAUAGAGACGUUGAGUCAGUUCUGACAGGAUACAAGAAAGAACCAGAGUCUGAACCACAACUAAAAAAGCUUUUGCCAUAUAUCAUUUCUUCUUUCAGUCCUGAUAAAUCAGUGGCUGAAUCUGUGGAAGAGCUAAAGAAAUGUAGCCGAAGUGGUGAUGCUGCAGUGGCAGAAUGGGCCAAUGAAGCUUUAGCAGGAAUUGAGAAAGGCGCUCCAUUUUCUCUUUGUUUAACACAGAAGCAUUUCUCUCAAGUUGCAUCAGCAUAUGGGACUAGUGAACACUAUUUAUCUAAGCUGGCUGGUGUUAUGAAAUUGGAAUAUCGCAUUGCCUUGAGGUCGUCGAUUAGAAACGAUUUUGUUGAAGGUGUGCGUGCUGUUUUAGUUGACAAGGACCAGAAUCCGAAGUGGAAUCCAGCCACUCUGGAAGAAGUAAACAUGGCCGAGGUCGAAUCAGUUUUCGAGCCAUUAGGGGCCGAGGCUGAGUUGAGUGUGUGAAAUAUGGCCUGCCACACUCAGUUUUCUUAUUUGUGCUGCAAUAAUAAUGUAUACAAAACAGAAAUGCGAUGCCCACAGAAACAAUAAAUGCUGUGUCUUCAUGAACUAACUGGAGUGGUUCCAUUUUCUCGAAAGGGGCGCGUGGGAAUCUAAGGUCUGUUGCUUGCUUUCCUGCCUCUGCCUGCAAUAUUCCAGCCAUGGUACCAGGUGGAUGGCCAAAUACUCUAGAAGCGUUUGCCCUGGGCACUUGCAUGUAGCUUGAUGUGAGUAGUGUAAGAACAACCGGGUACGGAAACCGUUGUCUGGCCAGCAGAUUUCAAGGCGUGUUUAGACAAGUGUACAACUGACGCGCACAGAUGUACGGAGUAUAUAUUAUAUGAAAUAUGGCACUAAAACUCUUUUCCCA
Molecule: messenger RNA, 1811 nt
Organism: Zea mays
Lineage: Eukaryota; Viridiplantae; Streptophyta; Magnoliopsida; Poales; Poaceae
Exons: 10
Coding region: 122-1405 (427 amino acids)
Biological process (GO): L-valine catabolic process
Cellular component (GO): cytosol
Molecular function (GO): 3-hydroxyisobutyryl-CoA hydrolase activity
Source: RefSeq, a predicted model, not a curated record